Didymella exigua CBS 183.55 is the source of this 3527-nucleotide messenger RNA. RefSeq lists its product as uncharacterized. The transcript is spliced from 4 exons. Lineage: Eukaryota; Fungi; Ascomycota; Dothideomycetes; Pleosporales; Didymellaceae. Gene Ontology annotation, cellular component: nucleus. Gene Ontology annotation, molecular function: zinc ion binding; DNA-binding transcription factor activity, RNA polymerase II-specific; sequence-specific DNA binding. Gene Ontology annotation, biological process: DNA-templated transcription; positive regulation of transcription by RNA polymerase II. Bases 122 to 3142 code for a protein of 1006 amino acids. The record is from RefSeq and is a predicted model, not a curated record.
CAUCAGAAUCCUAUUCCUUGGACCCACCUCUCCGCCGCUGACUGACCCUGUCCUGGCACACAAGCCAUUUACUCUUAGGCGCAGCACCCCCCAGCCACAGUCAUGCUCCCCAACUGUCGCCAUGGCCUCCCCCAAGCUCACAACAGCUGAUGGCCAGAACACAGGCUCCGGCCUCUCUGGUCAGUAUGAUAACAACUCAUCACACUCAGACAGCCCCGAAAUUGCAGAGGAUCAAUCGCCGAACAACGAUGUCGCCGACGACCAGGGGCCAAAGCCACAGCCUCUGCAAAAGAGGCGGCGUGUAACCCGCGCAUGCGACGAGUGUCGACGCAAGAAAAUCAAGUGUGAUGGAAAACAACCAUGCACUCAUUGCACAGUCUACAGCUAUGAAUGCACGUACGAUCAACCAUCCAACCGUAGGCGAAAUGCGACACCACAAUACAUUGAGGCCCUUGAGAGCCAACUGAAGCGUGCCAAAGCUCUAUUGCACGUUGUAUUUCCCACCAUAGACCUGAACGACCCCAGUAUUGACGCCCACCUUCAAAAUGGACUACUGCCGCAAAUGUCUGUAGCAGCGCCGCGACCUUCGGUGAUGCCUACUGACCCACGUUUGUCGCAUCACCACGCCAAUCUACAACCCGAACCGGCAGAUGACUCCCACCUGGAAGCAAUGGUGAAAGCUACCGGCCAGUUGGACCUGGAUGAAGAAGGUAACUGGGACUACCACGGCCACUCUUCAGGGCUCAGCUUCAUGAGAGGAUUGCGACAAUUCGGAGAUAUGUUCCAAGUGCCGCCGGAUUCCUCACCUUCUCUCAAGCACCGUAACAUGUCUGUAGACCCUCCCUCACCCUCUUCGACACGAUCGCCUGCUGCAUCGUCGACUGCGCUACCAUCAGGAACAGAGUUGCCAACCAAGAAGGAAGCCAUCAGCCUGUGCGAGAAAGCUAUAAUCGAUGCAAGUGCAAUGCAACGGGUCGUUCACAUGCCAACCUUCUACAAGCAGCUGGAUCGCAUGUACGAGACCCCUACCGAGAGCUACACUAAUGCGGAGAACAACUUCUUGCCGUUGCUGUACGCUGUGCUGGCCUUGGGCAAGCUGUUCUCGCAAGGCGAACACGAGGUGGACAAGACCAACUAUGAGUCGGUGGCCGAUGAAGGCUUCCGCUACUUCAAGGCUUCGCGCCAACUGCUCGACAUCACCGACUGCCGCGACCUGACGUCACUACAAGCGAUCGUUUUCAUGAUACAAUUCCUUCAGUCCUCGGCAAAGCUCAGCACCUGCUAUGCUUAUAUUGGUGUUGCGCUCCGAUCAGCUCUGCGCAUGGGUCUGCACCGCUCAUUCAACAGCAGCUUCAAUCCUAUUGAGGCCGAAACUCGCAAGCGCCUCUUCUGGGUUAUUCGACGAAUGGAUACAUACGUGGGCGCGAUGCUCGGUCUUCCGCGAUUCUUGGAAGAUGAGGACAUCGACCAAGAGUUUCCUGUCGAGGUGGACGACGAAUACAUCACCGAAACUCAGAUCUUGCCCAUGCCCGAGGGAAGCAUCUCUGUGAUGUCGGCUUUCAAUGCACACACGAGAAUCGUGCAAGUGCUCAGCAAGAUCUGCAGAUAUGUUUACCCCAUCAAGGGCACUCAGUUUGGCGGCAAGAACUCGGUCACAUACACAGUCAAAUAUUCCAAGAUCCGCGAACUCGAACAAGACCUAGCACAGUGGCUCGACGAGCUGCCUAUGGCUCUCAAGCCUGGUGGUGAAGCACCACACAUCAUCAUCCGGUAUGUUUCUCCGUCAUUCUCUACAUUUGACCGCCACUCACCGACCCACAGAGUGCAACAACUACUCCGUAUGGCCUUCGGGCAUGCACAACUCCUUCUCUACCGCCCGUUCCUGCACUACGUAUCAUCGACAUACAAAGACAGUACGACCGACCAGCGAGCCUUCGCUUGCGCCUCGGCAUGCGUGAGCGUGUCUCGCAACAUUAUUCACAUCACUUCCGAGAUGAGGCGACGUGGCUUACUAGCUGGAGCGUACUGGUUCUCUAUGUACACAACGUUCUUCGCCAUUGUUUCGAUCCUUUACUUUGUCCUCGAGAACCCGAACAGUCCCACAAGCCUUGAACUACUGCGCGAUGCAGCGGAGGGAAAGGAGGUACUGGCCUACUUCGCAAAGACAAGCAUGGCAGCAGACAGGUGCAGCUCAGCUCUCAACGUGGGUCCCUCCAGGGUCAAGUUGCACAUGACAUACUUACAAGUCCUCCAGAGCAUGUUCGAGAGGCUACCUGAAGCGGUCAAGCAAGGAAGGGAGAUCCAGGAAUCGAGGAAGCGCCGCCAGGACAGCUCACCACAAUUGAUCGGGUCACGACCGCAGUUCUCUGAGAGUGAUUUGACAAUACCACGCCGCGCCAGCACCUUCCCCGAGAGCCAUCCAGAUUCUAAGCGCACCGCUCACGGCCCAGCACUGCCAAUAUCUCAGACGCAUUACGCUAGCCUUGGAUUGGACCCUUCGUUCAACUCACCGUCACCGUCGAAUGCGGAUUUCUUCGAGGCAGUACCUGGGCUCACCCCCACGUCUUCUAACGCAAGCCUAGGACAAUUCGGUGCUUUGCCAAACCGCGCUUCAUUUCCGCCUACGCCGUUAUCGAACGCCUUCGCAGAUCCUUCCGGCCUGAGCGUUCCAAUCUCGGACAUCUCGACAAUGAUGUUCACUUCCGCCGAUCCCCUAGCCUACCCGAAUCCACCCAUGACUACAUUCGAGAACAAGCAUCCUCAAGCUUUCGACCGCAGACUUGAGACGUCCUCUGUGAUUGGUUCCACAUCCGGUAUCGAUAUGAAGGCGUAUCCCGCGAUGUUCGCUCCAAGCAGUGUGCCUGCCACGCGACGCCACGAAAGUGAGGCUCAACUCUUCGGUUCCAUGCCCAUGUAUCUGAUGCAGGCUGCGCAAGCUCAAAGAGUCCACCCGCUACACUCUGGCAGCCCAAGUAUGCAACAUAUUACUGGACAGAACAUGCAAUUCGACGAACUACUCAAUCAGGAAGAGUGGGCACAGACCUUCAUGGACCCCGGCAUGGGUAUAUCUAGCUCGAGGACGCCGUUUGGUGGAAAUGCACAAUUUCAGCCGCCUGGUCAAGGAUUAGGUAGCUGGCGAUGAGGUCGUUUACUGAUCGUAAUCGCUGAGGUCAUUGUUGUGGCUGUUGGUCGGAUUUGCGCACAAUUGACGAGCAGAGACCUCGAAUGGCGACCUGGAUCUACACGUUCUCGACGAUCAUACGCAGAUGAUGCGGCUUUCUGCAUUGGAAUCUCAUUACAGCAUCGACUUGACUGGAAUCUCAUCAACACCGAACAACUCUUCACAGCGCGCGGGGAAUCUGCGAAUAUCGCUUUGUCAGCGUACCUUACCCCCCGAGAUAUUGCGACCCUCGAAACCUUCAGCCCCCUAAGACCACCAGACGGCCGGCCCCACACGACUUGCAUUAACCGCCUGAAAGGCAGACAGCCUUUCUUCAUCAUAGCAUCACCUCAUCCUGACGAUAUAC